Acaulospora morrowiae is the source of this 4569-nucleotide messenger RNA. Lineage: Eukaryota; Fungi; Glomeromycota; Glomeromycetes; Diversisporales; Acaulosporaceae. The record is from the annotation of a GenBank genome assembly.
AUGUCGCCGGAAGAGACUAAGAAGGAGAUGAUGUCCAAUGCAGCUGGUGAACUGCGGGUUGAAGUCAAUCAAAGGCGCUUGAUUUUUAAUAUGCUAGCACGUUAUCCGUCUGAGUUUGUGGUAUACCGAGGAUUAUUGCAAAACGCAGGUUCGAACCUUUUGCAAUGGCUACUGAUUUUUCUUGAACUAACGAAGAUUCUGUUAAAAGAUGAUGCAAAGGCCUCAAGUGUCAAGAUCUCAUUUAAAUGCGAUAGUCCAGACAUUUCAAAAAAGUGCGAGAGAAUAGUAUUCAAGAACAAUGGGUUCGCUUUUCGACCCCAAGAUUGGAAUCGAUUAAAGAAGAUUGCUGAGGGAAAUCCAGAUGAACAAAAGAUUGGCGCUUUCGGUGUUGGAUUUUAUUCAUUGUUUUCAAAGUGCGAAGAGCCAUUUGUGAGUUCCGGCGGGCAGGCUAUGGUGUUUUAUUGGUGCGGUGAUCAGUUGUUUGCGAAAUUUAAUCCGAAAGUCUUGGGUGACUCAGAGUGGACUACAUUUUUAAUGGAAUUACGAAAACCUUCAGAGGUUCCCGAUUUGACUGAAUUUAGUCGGUUCCUGGUUACCUCUUUAGGAUUUACAGUUAACCUUCGCGAGAUUUUGGUGUAUUGCAAUGACCUAGCCGUGAUUCAUAUUUCAAAGCAAAUGGGUAGCCCACGACCGGUGGAAAUCCAGUCGAACAUAAACAGGAAUUCUCCGUUGAAUAUGUUUAAACUUAAAUCGAUUGAUAUGCGUGGUGUAUUAUUCAGCAUACGUAGGAUGGUAUUUCCGACAGGUGCAUCACCAUUUAAGUCACUUAGCAUCUGUUCUGUAGAAAAAGAUUCAAUACGCCUUCGAAUUGUCAGUGGUGACAUGGAUGUUAAUAUAAAGGAAGAGUUUAUAGCAGAGAUGGAGCGGAUAACUAAGAAAAAACCCCCAAGCCAAACUACCAUGCAAUUGAUUUUUUCUAGUUAUGAUGAUAUCCCCAAACACAAGACGUCCUAUGCUUUUAGUGAUCUUCUACAAUAUUCCGAACAAGGAAGAGUUUUUAUCGGUUUUCGUACGCACCAAACAACUGGUUGUUUUGCACAUUUGGCAGCAAGAGUUAUUCCAACUGUCGAACGUGAGUCAAUAGAUUUGGCCGAGAAAACAUUGGCCGUGUAUAACAGCGAACUUCUAGGAUUAUCCGGAGUAAUGUUUCGCAUCUUAUAUGAACAUGAGAUGAAUUUAAUAGGAAAAUUAUAUGGAAAAAGUGGGUCAGACAGAGCAUUACUUGAAAGACGUGCGGUGUAUACCCUCUCUUCGUCAAAAUUAUCGAUCUUAUCUACGCACGGUGUCAGACCGAUUAACGCGGUACGGUUACUUAGUCCUGAAAUGAGCUUAUUUAUUAAAACAAUUCCAUCAGUCCCGAAAUCUGUGUUAGAUUGUUGCAUAAAGUUUUUUAUGAGAGCAAAAGACAUAACGAACCAAAUUUAUGAAGCCACCAUUGAAGAUGUAUUUUUGGAGUUAAAAAGUCGAACCAUGAAUCAAGACGAGAUGGCGGAUCUGAUGAAAUGGUGGAUAUUGUACUUCACACAUUCGGAAAACAAAAACAUCUCUUCAUAUUUAAGUAAAUUCUUGCAGUUGGCAGCUGUACGCGUGGGAAAUAAUUUGCUACUUCUAAAGAAUGUUCUUUACUACAUAAACCCGAGUGUAAUUUUAGCCGAUAUGGACCUUCCGCCUAGUGUACUACCACAUUCUAUUAGCAAGAAGAUCAAAUGCGAAGAUUUCCAAAAAUUCUUUGGAAAAUGGACAGAAUUUACUCUCGUUAGAUGGAUCCGGUAUAUUGCUGAGAAACAAGAAUUGGAAAAUGAUCCUCAAUUUAACGAAAAAUUUUGGAAGACUUUUUCACGAAGAUUUGAUUCUAUGAAUAAAAUCGAUAAAGUCGCAAUAUGCAACCUGCUCUCUAAAAAAAAGUUUGUUCCUACAAAAUUUGGACUUAAAAAGCCAGCCGAAUCUUAUUUUCCUGAAGUGACUCUGUUCUCAGAUUUGCCAACAGUUCAAAUGUCCUUCAAGGUUUCUGAGAAGGUUUUCACAGGAUUAGGAGUACGUGAUCAUGUAGAGUUACAAUUUGUUUUAGACCGUCUUGUGAAUCCGAAAAACCUAGAUCACAUGGAGCUCGUAAAGUAUUUUGGAAAACUGAUGAAGGAUAAGAAACUUACAACGACUGAUAUCAUAAAGUUAAAGACAACAGAAAUUUGGAUAGCAGAACAACCACGAAAAGAUUCAGACACUGGAUAUUCAGUGGAUAGUGCGAGUAAAUCGCAGUCUAAUGUUCAAAGAUAUCGAGCGGAGAGUUCGUACGCCCCACAAAGACAUCGAUUGCUGAGUCUAUAUGCUCCACAAAGAUAUCUAGUAGAAAGUCUGUACGUUCCACAAAGAUAUCGAGCGGACAGUCUAUAUGCUCCACAAAUCCAUAAUCGAGAACUUGGAUUGCCAAUAAUCCAGUGGGAUAAGAGAUGGUAUAGUAAAUCGGACGAAGCCAAAUUUCUUAUAGAUAUUGGUCUAAACGAGCAUCCACCCUUGCAAGUCAUCCUUAAGCUUGCUUCACCAAUAACAAUGCUUUCGAUUCGUGAUAAAGCGCUCAAAUAUUUCGUGGAAAAUUUUAAGAACAGAUAUUCUCAAAAUUAUAAUGCGAAUACUGUUCAAUUUAAGUUCUUGCCUUGCACUAAACUUGACGUUUAUGCAAAACCAUUGGAAUGUUUUUCCAAUCCAGAAUGCGAUGUGAUGGGAUUUAAUGUUUUACGCCAAGAUUUGCGCUUUCAAGCCGAAGAAUUGGGUAUUAAGCAGCAUCCGAGUGGAAAGCAACUAAUCGACAAGCUGUUGGAUCCACCGAAGAGCGUGAAUGAUGCCAGAUCGAUUUUCAAUUAUUUAGCAUCACGGCAAGGUGAUUUUGAUCAUUGGGAUUGGAAAAAACUUGGAACUCUCAAGUUCAUACCCAUUCAGAAUAAAGGCUAUCCCUAUAAAGUCAUUCACAAAUCGCCACGAAAUUGCUUUUUCAAAAGUUCAGAAGAAAUCUUUUCCGAAUUUUUCUUUUGCAUCGACUUUGGAGAAAGAGCAAACAGAUUUUUAGAAGCAUGUGGCACAAAAAAUAAGCCAACAAUAGUUCAUUUUGCGGAAUUCUUAGUCGAAUCAUCUCAGAUAUUUUGGAAUAAAUUAAAAAACACAAAUGAUAAUGAAAAAAAGUACGCAACGGUUCUUGAAAAUAUCUCUCGUAACUUGGAUGUAAUCUCUGAGGAGCCGGAAUUGUUGGAUAAAAUGAAGCGAAGCCCGAUCUUAAUAUGCUCGACGCAAGGAAUUGACAACAAAACCAAAAGUUUUAAUUUGGACGUUGCAGCGAAGAUAUUUAUUAAUGACAAGGAUCAAUACAAGCAAAUUUUUAAUCCUCCUAUUUGCCCAUUUGAUGAUGCAUACGUUGUUGCACUUUACAAGGCAUUGGGGUGUAGGUCGCUCAAUGAAAGUGUAAUGGCAACUCCUCAAAUUGACGAAGAAAAAGCGAAAAAUUCAUUUUUUUCUGACGACGUACGUGAAAUAAUAUCAAAACGUAUACCUCUAUACUACGAUAAAUUCGAGAACGGUGCAAUCAAAAAAGACGAAAAUUGGUUAAGAAUGCUAAUAGUCAAAGAAAUCAACCAGAUUACUAUAAAAUAUGAAUUUCAAAAUAUCGUCGAAUACAAAUCAGCGUAUGCCAGUUUCCAUCCCAAUAAUCGCUUUAAACUCUAUAUUACCCGCAAAAAUGGCGAUUUGUAUUUUCCGGACAUUGCAAUGGCUUUAGUUGAACAUAUUCAUAAAAAAUCCUCUGCUGAUCCUUCACGUAUGAUUGUGAUGUUAACAUCAUCUCUAGAAGACUUGCAACGAAUAGGGUAUUCAUCUGACCGAGGAAUAAAGGGUAUAAUGAACACAUCAGCUUUUGUUGAAAGUAAUCAAAAACAACCCGACAGAUCAGAUUCUAUUAAGAAAGGUAUGCAUAAGAAAUUAAGUGAUGCUAUCAAAUCUUGUCGUUCUAACUCUCGAGGCGCGAUCAACGGUCAAGGAUAUAAGGUUGAGGCAACAAAUAAUUCAACAUAUUGUGAUGUUUCUACAGCACAAUCAUUAGAAUACGUUGGAAACGAAGGUGUAAUUGAAAUUUACGUUGCAAAAGGUUCCCCCAACAUCUUGACAACAACAAUGAUUAGGCCUUUAAAAAGCUUUUCGACUCUUUUAAUUGAUAUCGCUGAUAUCUUCGGCCUCGAACAUAACAGAAUCCAUAUAUUCUAUGAAAAAGAUACCACGACGGUUGCCUUCAACUGUCAGAGCACCUUAUUUUUUAACUUGAAAACAUAUAUUGAAUCGCACUAUUUUGAAGGUUCAAAGCCAUCGAUCGAAGCUAUGUCUUCUUGGUUUUUAACGAUGUGUCAUGAGUUGGCACACAAUCUUGUUAGUGUACAUAGCGCCGAACAUGAGCAAUAUUUGCAAGGAUAUGCAAAAGAAUUCAUGAAGAAUUUUAUAAAUAAGUUAAGGCAGAGAGAAAUUCGGAAUUAA